Messenger RNA from Acanthoscelides obtectus, 294 nucleotides. The record is from the annotation of a GenBank genome assembly. Lineage: Eukaryota; Metazoa; Arthropoda; Insecta; Coleoptera; Chrysomelidae.
AUGUAUGGCAGAGCAGAUGGCAAUGGACUGGAAGCACUACGGUUGUACCAAGAGCGAUUUCCUGGGAGAAGAUUGCCUAAUAUCAGAGUGUUUUACAAUACUCACCGACCUCUUUACGAGACUGGAAGAUUAACACGUAAUGCACCUGGUGUUAAUCCAGGUCGAUAUCCUCCCGAAGCCGAAGAUCUACUCCUCCAAGCCUUUGAAGAUGAUCCCACUACAAGUACUAGGAAAGUUGCGGCUGAUCUUGGUUUAUCGCCAUGGAAGGUUUUAAGUAUUAUGCACCGCGAAUGA